This is a messenger RNA of Perca flavescens (yellow perch), 1713 nucleotides long. RefSeq names its product ring finger protein 168 (gene rnf168). The transcript has 9 exons. The annotation marks the transcript as partial. Gene Ontology annotation, molecular function: metal ion binding; ubiquitin-protein transferase activity; nucleosome binding. Gene Ontology annotation, biological process: double-strand break repair. NCBI's taxonomy places the organism in Eukaryota, Metazoa, Chordata, Actinopteri, Perciformes, Percidae. The record is from RefSeq and is a predicted model, not a curated record. Gene Ontology annotation, cellular component: nucleus; site of double-strand break.
CUCUCCGUGCCCUCCGAAGAAGAAGAAGAAGAUGGUGUCAGACAGAGGAGGGGGGAGGAAGAGAGGGGGGUGGCCGAGCUGUCCCGGGACGACUGUCUCUGUCCCGUCUGUCUGGAGAUCUUCAUGGAGCCGGUUACUCUGCCCUGCACACACUCCUUCUGCAAGGUGUGUUUCCUGGAGUCCGUGGACAAGGCCACCCUAUGCUGUCCCCUGUGCAGGAAGAGGGUGUGUUUCCUGGAGUCCGUGGUUAAGAUCAUGUCUGUGUGUUGCCAGGUGUGUUUCCUGGAGUCCGUGGUUAAGAUCAUGUCUGUGUGUUGCCAGGUGUGUUUCCUGGAGUCCGUGGUUAAGAUCAUGUCUGUGUGUUGCCAGGUGUGUUUCCUGGAGUCCGUGGUUAAGAUCAUGUCUGUGUGUUGCCAGGAAGUGGGUGUCCACGUGGUGUGUGUGCCGGACCAACACGUGGUGGACCAAGUGAGUGAGCCUGGAGAGCUGAAGCAGGAAUACGAGGAACAGGUGACUAAACUGACGGAGGAGAAGAGAGCUCUAGACGAGGAGGAGGCCAGGGCCAGCCAGGUGUUGAUCCAGAAGCUUCUGGCUGAGGAGCAGAAGAUGGUCCAGGAGGAGAUGAAGAGGAGAGAGGAGGACGAGAGGCUGGCUCGCCUGCUCAGCUCUCAGCUGAACUCCGGUCCGGUCUCUCAGGAGAACUUCGGUCCUGUUAACGCCACUCCAGCCAAGAAGAGGAAGAAGGAGGUCAGCGGACAGAUGGACCGGUUCUUGUGUCCUCUUCCAUCUAACAGCAUGUUUACAGCCAACAAGGUGGAUCGGCCCCUCCCCAAACUGGAUUACUACGGCGCUGUGACAGAGCCCCCCCCUCACAGACCAGCCCCUCCUCCUCUCUCUGUGGAGGAGGACCUUCAGCUUCCUGCAGGACGGCCGGGGUCCGAGAGGAAGAGCUUGGACCCCUCCUCCUCCUCGGCCCUGCAGGAGGGGUCAGAGGGGGGGCUGUCAGCCUGGGGGGGGGCAGACUGGGAGGUGCAGCUCCAGAGCAGACGGCUGCAGGAGGAGCAGGACCGGCAGCUGGCCCUGCAGCUCCAGAAACAGCUGGACCAGGAGGAGAAACGGAGGGCUACGAGCCGACGCAAAGGCUCCUCAGACCAGUACCUGCUCCGCCCAAACCUCCGCAGACAGUCCUCCUCCUCCUCAGACCCCCCCACCACAGCCUCAGACCCCCCCACCUCAGCCUCAGACCCCCCCACCUCAGCCUCAGACCCCCCCACAGCCUCAGCCUCAGACCAGUACCUGCUCCGCCCUAACCUCUGCAGACAGUCCUCCUCCAGGGCCUCAGCCACCACCGGUACAGCCUCUGGUAACUCCUCCACCGCUCCGUCUGCAAAGACAACGUCUGCAAAGACAACGUCUGCAAAGACUCCAACGUCUGCAAAGACUCCAACGUCUGCAAAGACAACGUCUGCAAAGACUCCAACCUGUGUGAAGACUCCACCGUCCAGCAGCAGAGUCCGUAAACAGACGACUCUGACGGAGAUGUUCUCCAGCAGCUGAACGCUGACACACCUCGUAAAGCUGCUUUCAUUUCCUUUUAGUUCCCCUGGAGACGCUACAUGGCCAGCUGAUGGAGCAGCCCGGGCCUGGGCCUGGUCCUGGGCCUGGUCCUGGGCCUGGUCCUGGGCCUGGGCCUGGGCCUGGUCCUGGGCCUGG